GCUAAGAAUUGAAGAGGCAAUAUAUAUAUAUAUAUAUAUAUAUAUAUAUAGUUACUUACUGCUGUCCGAUCUCUAGCUUCGAGUAACAAUUAAGCAAGGCCUAUGGCUACUGCUUCAUCUUCUUUUUCACUUUCUCAAUCCGAAUAUGAAGUGUUCUUGAGUUUUCGAGGUGAAGACACUCGCAAAAGUUUUGUGGGGCAUCUCUACACUGCUCUGGAUCAGAGAGGAAUCAGGACCUUCAAAGAUGAUGAAAGGCUUGAGCAAGGAAAAUCCAUUUCUUUUGAUCUCUGGAAAAGUAUCAAUGAAUCAAGCAUUGCUGUGAUCGUUUUCUCGGAGAAGUAUGCUAAUUCGUCAUGGUGCCUGGAUGAAUUGGUGGAGAUCCUUGAUUGCAGUAAGACCAAGGGACUAAUAGUUUUGCCCAUCUUCUACCAUGUCAAACCAUCUGAAGUUCGAUACCAGAAGAGGAGUUACGCCGAAGCAUUUAGACAGCAUGAAGAAAUUUAUAAGGUGGAGAUGGAAAGGAUGCAAAAAUGGAGGUCUGCUUUGAAGGAAGUUGCAAAUUUAAGUGGAUUCGAUUUAGAAGAUGAAGCAAAUGGGUACGUACAUAUAUAUAUAUAUACUCGGUGUAUAUGUUCUGCUUCUAUCAGUCACUUACUUACUACGUACUAUCAAAUGGAUAUGAGCAUUUUUAACUGUCGCAAACCGGUUGUUAGAAGUGUUAUAUCAGCUCUAAUUAUUAUUAUUAGAAUUAAGGACAAAAAAUACCCCUUCAUAAUAUACAAAAUAUACGAGGAUAAGUUUAUCAAAAGCAUUGUUCAAGUGAUUUUAGAAAAACUACAGCCUAAACCAUUCAGAGUUACUGAUUACGAAGUGGGUAUCAAUGCGCGUGUGGACAAAGUAAUCUCUUUGCUUGAGGAGGACAAACUCUUUGUUGGGAUUUGUGGAAUUGGAGGAGCAGGUAAGACAACGGUAGCCAAAGCAAUUUUCAAUAGAAUAUCAAAAAUUUUUGGAAGAAGUUGUUUUCUUGAAAACGUGAGAGAAGAGUCAACAAAUCAUAGUGGUUUAGCUAAACUACAAUGCAAUUUUCUCAGAGAGAUCUUAAUGGAUAAAAAUAUAACCAUAUCAUAUCCUGAUAGGGGUAUCAAUGAGAUAAAGGAGAGACUUCGUAAUAAAAGGCUUCUUCUAGUGCUCGAUGAUGUAGAGAAAGAAAAUACAUUGAAGUACUUAGUUGGAGAUGUCGGAGAGGAAUGGUUUGGAAAUGGAAGUAGGAUCAUCAUAACAACUAGAGACAAACGUUUGUUGGAAAAAUACAAUGUUGGAAUAUAUGAUAUUGAGGUACUAAAUGACAUUGAAGCACUAGAACUUUUUAGUUGGCAUGCUUUCAAGCAAAAUAAGCCCAAAGAAGAAUAUGAGAAACUUUCACACCAUGCAAAAAAUUAUGCCAAAGGCCUUCCACUUGCUCUUCAAGUUUUGGGUUCCUAUUUAAGUAAUAGAAGCAAGCAAGAUUGUUUAACUAUAUUGAAUAGGUUGCAGACCAAGCCUCCCAAAGAAAUUCAUGAAGUUUUAAGAAUUAGUUAUGAAGGCCUUGAUAAGGAAGAAAAGGAUAUUUUUCUUGAUAUAGCAUGUUUCUUCAAAGGAUACAAUAAGAAAUAUGUCCUAGACUUUUCAAAAAGGCCUGAAUUUGACACGGCUUUUGGAAUACAAAUUCUUAGAGAACGGUGCCUCAUUAAUAUAUCAAAAGACAACAAGUUGUCAAUGCAUGAUUUGAUACAAGAAAUGGGUAGAGAAAUUGUUCGUCAAGAAUCUGAUGAUCCUGGGAGGCGUAGCAGGCUAUGGUCUUAUGCGGACAUAUCAGAAGUAUUUACUGAAAAUACGGUACAUGUUAAAGGCAUAUAUGUUAGUUUCUUAAUUUCCAUGUGCAAGAUGUUUCCAUUUCUGGAGAAAUUGUGUCUUAAAGGUUGUGAAAGCUUGGUUGAGGUUGGAUUCGACGACAAGAAGUUUCAAGAUAAGUUAAAAUUGGUCGAUCUCAGCUAUUGCACAAAUUUGAAGAAAACUCCUAAUUUGUCAGGGUUGCCAUUUUCAAAAAAAUGUGAAAAUCUGAAGAUUCUCGCAACAAGAAUUAAUUUAAAAUCUCUUGAAGUGCUUUCUCUAGCUGGGUGCUCAAAAUUUGAGAAGUGUCCAGAGAUCCACAGAGAUAUGAAGAGUUUGAAGGAACUAUACUUGUAUGAAAGUCCUAUAAAAGAUUUAUCUCCAUCUAUCGUACAACUCGAAGGCCUAAUCGAGUUACGUCUGUGUCAUUGCAAAAUGCUUGGCAGUUUGUCGGACAAUAUUGGUGAAAUGAAGAGUUUAAGGAAACUUUGGUUGAGUGGUAGUGGUGUAAAAAAGUUACCAUCAUCCUUUGCACAGUUGAGUAUUCUAGAAUUAUAUUGGCGUUACAGCAAUUUAGAUGAAGAAUCUAUUCUCAAUCUUCCUCACUCGUUGUGGAAAUUAGAUCUAAGCAGGAAUGACUUUGUUAGCUUACGGUCAAGCUUCUCUCAACUUACAGACCUUUAUGAACUUGUUUUGGACGAUUGUGUAAGGCUCCAGACAUUGGAGUCACUUCCAUCAUCCAUACGAUGUCUUUCUUUGUGUGGUUGCUCAAGCCUCCAAACAUUGUCACUUCCAGAAUUUACAACAGAAGUUUUGGCACAAGGUUGCGUAUCACUAGAAGGGUAUUCCAUUCGAACAAGUGAUGGAUGCAAUUUCAACUUCAAUUUGACAGAGAAUCAUGGGAAUGGGAACGGGAACAAGAAGCCAAAUAUAUACUAUUCAAAAAGUGAAGAUUUACCGGCAGGCGGAUCAAACGGUGAGGUCUUUUUUCCAGGAAGUGAGAUUCCAAGUUGGUUCAGCCAUAUAAAAUAUGAGAGUGAUGGUGUGGACAUGACUUGGGUGUGUUUGAGGAUCUAUUCAAAUUCUUUACGUUACCUCAAAGGAGUUUCUGUUUGUGCUGUUAUCGGUAAUGAGAAACCAUUCGAUGACGAGGACGAUAACAAUGACAAGUAUAAGAAUUCACUUUGUAUCCACAUCAACGGUAAAUAUGAGGAGGGAGGUCGUCCUGGUUAUCUUAUAGGUGAUUGGAUCAACAGAACUACGUCAGAUUUCAUCAUGCUUCUUCAUACACCCAACACAGGAUGGAUGUGCGAUUCUGAUGGGUGGUGUUACAUUAAGGCUUCAAUUGAUGGAUCCUAUCCUGAUGGACGGCUAUUGAAGGUGAAAAAGUGGGGUAUUCAUCCAGUCAUGAACCCGCAAUAUUACUUGGAACACAUCAAUGGGCCAACUAUAGAAUUUGUUCAAAGCCAGUAAAGGUGGAUCAAAUGGAACUUCACCAUGUUUCUAGUGGAUCAGGAAAGAACUUCAUUGGCUCAACAAGAAGAUAAGAAAAAUGUAUAUAUAUCAUGUCUCAGUGUUUGUGUGCAUCACCCAAAUCCUUGUAAUAUUGAAGAAUGUUAUUUUUCUUUCUUGUUUUGGUUUUUUCUAUUGCCGACAGACAUCCAUAGAAGUAUUGUGAAAAGUAGGUAAGUGCGAAGGCUUAUUUAGCUUGGUAUAAGAUAAGUUGAUUCACACAAGAAGAAAAGGAAGGAUGCUGGCUUUUUAUUUGGUUAA
Molecule: messenger RNA, 3642 nt
Organism: Cornus florida
Lineage: Eukaryota; Viridiplantae; Streptophyta; Magnoliopsida; Cornales; Cornaceae
Product: TMV resistance protein N-like
Exons: 8
Coding region: 103-3342 (1079 amino acids)
Biological process (GO): defense response; signal transduction
Molecular function (GO): ADP binding
Source: RefSeq, a predicted model, not a curated record